UGGAAAAAUACUUCACGAGUUAUCUGUCGGGGAGGUUUUAAUUGUAAACAUUUGAUCCUCACGAUUUCCGGCAAAACUACAAUUCGUUCAAUUGGCAAUGGUGUAGUUAAUAACAAAAAACUAGAUAAGAUCGAUUCCUAAAAACAGUAAAAAGAAAAAAAAAAAAAACGAUUUUUAGGUGCAUCGGCCUAAAAGUCAGUAUCUAGUGAAUGCAGCUGUAUUUAUCUUGCCACUGACUUCUAGCCGAUGCAACCAUUGAGAUGAUCCCGACGGAUUGAAAACCUCCUUUUUAGAAAGUCGACUAAAACAAUCUAAAGCUUUUAUAUUUACACUGUUGACCUCAAAAACUUAUCUUGAAAAUCUUUCCAUUUGACUUUAAUUGAAUUAUAGUUUCGCCAGAUGUAAUAAACCAGCUUUCAGCCUAACAACUCCCCCACCUCCUUUUUCAAAUAAAACGUAUUUUUCUAUAAUUUUUGUCGUAUUUCCUUCCCUUAGCAAUAAGUUACAUUAUUAUUUAUAUAUUUUUUUAUUUUUUUCAAAAGGGUUCAACCCUGAGCUACGCCAUCCGCGCGUCAAUUUGGGCUCAUUGUGGCUCCGGUUGGUUAAAUGCUCUAACUUGUGUCAAUCAAACUCUUUUACAGUUAUUAUAUUUUAUUAUUGCAUAACUAUGUGAAAUUCUUACUUUCAACAUGGAACUCCGAUAAUGUUGGGUCGUUUAUAAUUAGAUACAAAAGUUUAUCAGAAUAGAUACCUUUAUAUAAUUAGCCUGUAAAUACCAGAUAGGUACCUAUAUAUAUAUGGGAUCGCGUCUCAUUUUAUUUCUCAUAGUAUUCCCAAACGGUCGUACCAUGAUGUCGUUGGCCUUGUGUAUAUUGGUAUUAUCAAUUACUUACAACGAUGCGGCUAGAAUACUGGCAGUGUUUCCAGUACCGUCUAUCAGUCAUCAAGUAGUGUUCCGACCUCUUACCCAAGUACUUGCCAGGCGAGGACAUGAAGUCACGGUCAUCACACCAGAUCCUGUCUUCACAAAUGGAGAAGCACCAGCUAAUCUUACAGAAAUUGACGUCCACUUUACUUAUGAAGUAUGGAAAAAGUUUUAUGAAACUACUUCGGGGGAUAAUAAUGAUCUUAUAGAACAAACGCAUACAGCAUUUAGCUUGAUGAAUCGGAUAUUCGAAGUUCAAAUGAAGGUGGAUAAAGUGCAAAAAAUAUUAAAAGAACAGAAGUUUGAUUUGCUCCUAUUAGAGGCUUGUGUGAAACCCGCUUUGGUUCUAUCUCACAUUCUCAAAGUGCCUGUGAUUCAAGUGUCAUCGUUUGGUCCUAUUUUCUUUAAUACAGCAACUGUUGGAUCAGCUUGGCAUCCUUUGCUGUAUCCAAUUAAUUAUGUUCUAAAACUUAACAAUCUGACCAAGUGGGAAAAAUUAAAGGAGUUGUGGAGCUUGUAUAAAAUAAUAAGUGUAAUGCAACAAGUGGAGCAAGAAGAGAAUAAAACAGUAAAAAAAUUGUUUGGACCAGAUGUACCAGCGAUGAGUGAAUUGAAAAAUAACGUUGACAUGCUGUUCGCGAAUAUUCAUCCUCUAUGGGAUUCAAAUCGUCCAGUUCCUCCCAGUGUUAUUCAUAUGGGUGGUUUGCAUCAGAAGCCUCAAAAGGAGUUGCCUCAAGAUCUCAAAAGUUAUUUGGACUCCUCCAAGAAUGGCGUGGUAUACAUCAGCUUUGGUACAAAUGUCAAACCUUCCCGGUUACCUCGAGAGAAGAUCCAAAUUCUGAUCAAAGUAUUCUCUGAGCUACCUUACGACGUGCUGUGGAAGUGGGAUGAAGAUGACCUCCCCGGAUGCUCUAGUAACGUAAGGAUAGAAAAAUGGCUGCCUCAGUCAGACCUGUUAAGGCAUCCUAAGAUCAAAGUGUUCAUAACACAAGGAGGUCAACAAUCAACUGAUGAAGCUAUAACCGCAGGAGUGCCUCUGAUUGGUGUUCCAAUGUUGGGUGAUCAAUGGUUCAACGUAGAGAAGUAUAUAACACAUGAGAUUGGAGUCAGGCUUGAUAUAGAAACGUUGACGGAGGAACAAUUUAAGAAUGCCAUAACAGAAGUCAUUGGAGAUAAAAAAUAUCGUCAGAACAUAAAAAAGUUCGGUGAAAUAAUCCGUGACGAGCCAAUGACACCGUUGGAGCGUGCGGUGUGGUGGACGGAGCACGUGCUGCGUCACGGCGGCGCGCGAAAUCUGCGCUCUCCCGCCGCCAACAUGUCGUGGUCACAGUUCCUCGAACUAGAACUAGUGGUUACUGUACUAAGUGUUGUCUUAGGUUUAAUUUUUUUGUCGUCACUUCUACUUUAUUACUCUUACAAGCAUUUUGUUUUAAGUCCAAAACAGAAGAAGCUAACAGGUAAUUGAAUAAGAUAAAUUCGAUUUAAUAAAAAAUGAAAACACUAA
This is a messenger RNA of Helicoverpa zea (corn earworm), 2429 nucleotides long. Its product is annotated as UDP-glucosyltransferase 2-like. Gene Ontology annotation, molecular function: UDP-glycosyltransferase activity. Lineage: Eukaryota; Metazoa; Arthropoda; Insecta; Lepidoptera; Noctuidae. The coding region runs from base 798 to 2390 and encodes 530 amino acids. The record is from RefSeq and is a predicted model, not a curated record. The transcript is spliced from 4 exons.